This is a messenger RNA of Tetrahymena thermophila SB210, 2430 nucleotides long. RefSeq lists its product as hypothetical. The transcript is spliced from 2 exons. NCBI's taxonomy places the organism in Eukaryota, Ciliophora, Oligohymenophorea, Hymenostomatida, Tetrahymenidae. The record is from RefSeq and is a predicted model, not a curated record.
CUUUAUUUAAUUGAUCAUAGGUGUAUAGUUUUUUAGGAAAUGUCAAAUAAAAAAGAAGAAUUGUAAACAGUUACAAUUUUGUAUGAAAAUUAAUAUCAUUAACUUACUUUAAGCGAUCUUAGCAUUUUAGACGAUUAUCCAUAGGAUUUUUAGGAUUUAAAUAAUAUUAAUAAUAGUCUCAAUUAAGAUAUUGAAUGUAAAUAUCCAAAGUUUGAAGUUGUAAAAUGUUAAGAUCAUUAUGAAUUAAGAUAGAAUCCUUAAUAAAAUUUGAAUAUUAGUAAUCUGAAAAAUCAAAAUAUCAUCCAUUUUAGCUUUUAAUUUAAAUAAAUUGAAAAAAAUGAAUUAAAAACUAUUAUGAUAUAUUAUGUAGUUUUAUGUUAUGGACAAGGUUUUUUAUAGAAAAAAACAAUAGAUAAACUAAAAGGAUACAUAGAAAAAAUUCAAAUUCAAGAAAAAAAUAAAAAAUAGAUUUUAUUAUACUUUUGGUAGCAUGUUCUUCAAUUUUAAUUUUAAGAAGAUAUGGUCUAAUAUCUUAAUAAGAUUCCAUAAAAAAUAAAAAAAUAUGGUUGCUUAUAUAUGGCUGAUAUAAUUAUCUCAAAUGAUUAGUUGCAAAAAAGUUAAAUAAUUUAUUAAAUUUUUAAAAAUCUUUCUUUGGAUUUUACCGAAUUAAAAGAAAAAACUUAGAAUAUAAUAGCUGGUGAAAUAACCCUUUAACCUAUAAUUAGUUAAGAAAAUGAAUCUUUAUUAAUCAUAUAUAUUAAAAAUAUAACGUAAAGUUUAACAUAAUUACCUCAAAAAUCUGAAACAUAGAAAGUUUCAUAUUAAUUACAUGAUAUUAAUAUUGGCUCAAAAUUGUUUUAAUACAAUGAGGAUUGGAAAUUUUCGAUACUUUCAAAAAUUUUAUUUGACUUUUAGUAAUAGUAUAAUUAAGAAAGUAAUAAAGGUAUUAUCAGACACUUCUUUAAUAAAAUUAGAAAUAAUUAAAAUACAAAAAAAGAUGAAAAGUAAUUUAUUGAAAACUAUCAAAAAUUAAAAGAUGAAAAAGAAUUAGAUAAAAAAACUUCAGAUUAUUUAUCAUAAAGUAUUUUUGAUUACUUGGAUUUAAAAGAUAUACCUACUUUUCAAUAUAUAAAUUAUAAUUAAGCAAAGUAAUUAAUAGAAGUUAUUUAGCAUAAAUUUAAUGAAUUAAAAGUUAGAGUUAAUCUAAGGCUUUUUAAAAUCAGUGAUCAUCAAAAUAUAAGCAGGGAAAAUAAUCUGGAUAUAGUUUUAUUUUAUACAGAAAGAAAAAUAGUUUUUUAAAAGUUUACAAUUUAUUGCAGUUAAUCUCCUAAUAAGUAAUAAUCGCCAUUUAAAAAAUUUAUAAUUUUAUUCCUUUUUAUUAGAUAAUAGUAAUGUGAAAAAUAAUAAAUGGAGGUUUCAACAAUUUAGGAAGAUGAGGAAGCAAAAGGUAAAUAGGAAAUUAAAAUAAUGAAAACAGCAUAAUAGUCUAUUUAAUAGCCUGAUCUUUUAAAAUAUAAGUAAGAUAAUUAAACUUAUAAUACACCUUAAACUAAUAAGACUAAUAAUUCUGUAAAUUAAAAUUAAUUGUAAGAAUGUGUUAGCGAAUUUUAAAAUGUGGAUGAAAACGAAGGAUAUAAUAAAUUUGUUAAUUAACCACACACACAAUAGUUUAAUCAAAGCAAAAAUUUAGCUUUUAACACAUAAAAUAGUAUGAACUCAAGCAAUUUAACAAGUUUAUAACAUGAUUAGCAAUUAGGCACUAAUUAAUCUGAAUCAUAAAAAAAAUAAAAUUAAAGCUUUGCAAACUUUAGUUAUUAUACUCCUCCUUCUAUAACACAAUAAUUUAAUCAGAACACAAAUAUAGAAAUUAACACAUAAAAUGGUAUGAGCUUAAGCAAUUUAAGAAGUUAAUCUUUUUAACAUAAUUAACAAUUAGGCAUUAAUUAAUCUGAAUUAUAAAAAAAUUAAAAUUAAAGUUUUUCAAGCACAAUUUAAAUUACUCCUCUUUCUUAAACACAAUAAUUUAAUCAGAACAAAAAUAUAGAUCUUAACACAUAAAAUGGUAUGAGCUCAAGCAAUUUAAAAAGUUAAUCUUUUUAACAUAAUUAGUAAUUAGACACUAAUUAAUCUGAAUUAUAAAAAAAUUAAAAUUAAAAUUUUGCAAGCACAAUUUAUAAAACUCCUCCGUCUAAAAAUUAAUAGAGUGAUAGCUAAAUCAGAACAAAUUAAAAAUAAAGUGGCUUGUAAGAUAAUAAAAAAGAAACAAGUUCUUUAUCUUAUUAAAUGGAUUAAUAAAUUGAAGAUAAGCUUAAGUAAUGUAAAGUAAUUUAAAUAUGCUAAAGCUGUAACAAAAAUGAAAGAUAAAUUUUUAUAACAAAAGAUAUAUUAUGUAAUACUUGUUUUUAACGUAAGGCAAGUAAAUACUUAUGA